This is a messenger RNA of Penicillium oxalicum, 1779 nucleotides long. RefSeq names its product putative choline sulfatase. The coding region runs from base 1 to 1779 and encodes 592 amino acids. Gene Ontology annotation, molecular function: sulfuric ester hydrolase activity. The transcript has 2 exons. NCBI's taxonomy places the organism in Eukaryota, Fungi, Ascomycota, Eurotiomycetes, Eurotiales, Aspergillaceae. The record is from RefSeq and is a predicted model, not a curated record.
AUGGCGAACAAAAAGCCCAACAUCCUCUAUAUUAUGGCGGACCAAAUGGCCGCACCCUUACUGUCCCUCCAUGACAAGAAUUCUCCCAUCAAGACUCCCAAUCUGGACCGUCUUGCAAGCGAGGGUGUUGUGUUUGACUCGGCCUACUGCAACUCGCCUCUGUGUGCGCCAUCGCGCUUCGUCAUGGUGAGCGGGCAGCUCCCUUCCAAGAUUGGCGCAUAUGACAACGCGGCGGAUCUGCCCGCCGAUACGCCCACUUAUGCGCAUUACUUGCGCCGCGAAGGGUAUCAUACGGCGUUGGCGGGCAAGAUGCACUUUUGUGGUCCGGAUCAAUUGCACGGUUAUGAACAGCGUUUGACAAGUGACAUCUAUCCUGGUGACUAUGGUUGGUCAGUCAACUGGGAUGAGCCGGAAAUUCGUCUGGACUAUUACCACAACAUGUCGUCGGUGCUCGAGGCUGGGCCGGUCGUGCGCACAAACCAGCUCGACUUUGACGAGGAGGUGAUUUACAGGUCCAAGCAGUAUCUGUAUGAUCACGUCCGGCACCGGACAGAUCAACCGUUUUGCUUGACGGUGUCCAUGACACACCCGCACGACCCGUACGCAAUGACCAAGGAGUUCUGGGAUCUCUAUGAAGAUGUGGAAAUCCCAUUGCCAAAGAAUGGUGCGAUCCCGCAUGAUCAGCAAGAUCCGCAUUCCCAGCGUGUACUGAAAUGCAUCGAUCUCUUCGGCAAGGAGAUGCCCGACGAGCGGAUUCGCGCAGCUCGUCGUGCUUACUACGCUGCCUGCACGUAUGUCGAUACGAACAUUGGCAAGCUGCUCAAGGUGCUCCAAGAGACCGGUCUGGACGAGAACACAAUCAUUGUCUUCACGGGUGAUCAUGGCGACAUGCUCGGUGAGCGUGGAUUGUGGUACAAGAUGACCUGGUUUGAGAACUCGGCUCGCGUCCCCAUGCUCUUCCACGCCCCCAAGAGAUUCUCUCCCAAGCGCAUCUCGGAGAACGUUUCCACGAUGGAUCUCUUACCCACCUUUGCGGGACUAGCGGGUGCGCCCCUCGUGCCUGGACUUCCGCUCGACGGAGUCUCCUUGGUGCCUUAUCUGACCGGUGAGGAUGGUCCUCGCACUGACACCGUCUUCGGCGAGUACAUGGGCGAAGGCACUCAGGCCCCGUUGGUGAUGAUUCGACAAGGACAGUGGAAAUUCAUCUACUCACCCAUCGACCCGCCGAUGCUCUUCGAUCUGGCGAACGACCCGGAGGAGAAGAUCAAUCUCGCUGCCGGUCUGCCUAUCCCUUCGAUCAUCAAGCCCACCACGGCCACCCGCAAACCCAGUAACCCGCUUGAUGUGCCAGCCCAUCUUCCCACCCCCGAAGAGACCCCUCGAGCCUCACCGAUUCCACGGCGCGCCACCGAUGCCCCGAGCCACUAUCCUUUCCCUUCACCAUCACCGCCUCGCACCCCGAGCCCCGCCAAAUCUGCCUCUCUGCCAAACACGGCAAACCCCGCCAGUCUGCUCGCCUACUUCCUGCACGAGACACACAGCCGCUGGGACAUGAAUGCAAUUCGAGAGGAUGUCAUUCGAUCCCAGCGCCGUCGUCGUCUGGUGUAUUCUGCCCUGAUUCAGGGUACUCCCACCUUCUGGGACUUUGAGCCCCGUGUGGAUGCCAGCAAGCAAUACGUACGCAAUCAAGGCAAGGGUGUGCUUGACGAUGUCGAAUUGAUCUCACGGUGGCCUCGUGUAUUGCAACAAGCCGCCACGGCCAAGGGGAUUUCUGUCUGA